Oikopleura dioica is the source of this 1713-nucleotide messenger RNA. Lineage: Eukaryota; Metazoa; Chordata; Appendicularia; Copelata; Oikopleuridae. The record is from the annotation of a GenBank genome assembly.
AUGGCGCCGUCAGCUGAAACUUAUGGAGAAGGAUAUGUCAAUGAGGAAAUGUACACAUUCUCCCAUCCAAAUACAAAUUACCAGGGUAAAGACGAGCACUACCAGAUUGAUGAAGGACCACCCCAGUACGACGAAGAGAUUCGCGGAGGAUUCAAUGGUCAGCCACAGGCUAGCUUUCAAGAUGAUCCGAGUCAAUUUAGUGGAAUUGAUGUUGAAAAAAUGGUUGACUUCUCUCGUGAUCAACUAGACGUUGACAGGGAAGAAAUCGCAACUCGAAUAGGCGCGGACAAACUCUGGGUUCCUAAUGGAUUUCACGGCAAAACAACUGUACUCAAUCUUUACGUCACUGGACUCGUUACUAGCUCGCAGUUACAACAGCUUCAUCUUGGACAAAUAGGCCUAGAAGAGAUCAUGAACUGCACUUGGAGAUUUUUAUACGGCGAUACCCCGGUCGGUGGAGUACUCGACAUCAAAACGAGAGAGACCAACAACGUAUCCGAAGCAUUUGAAAAGGGUCUUCUAUCAAAAAAACAGGCAAUAAUGCUACUCGAGGCACAGGCCUGUCUGGCCUGCAUGAUCAAUCCGAAAACAGGCGACAAAAUGCGAGUAGAAGAAGCGUUAGCGGCUGGUUACGUGUCGUCCAAGUUUAAACGACAUUUACUUCUCGCAGAGCAGGCAGUGUUUGGCUUUGAAGCAGUCAACGGCCAGAUCCUCUCUCUUUUUGACGCGAUGAAACUCGGCAUGGUUCCACAAGGAAUGGCCUACAGAAUAAUGGAGGCAAUCAAAGUAUUAAAGCAGAUUUUGACCCAUGAAAGACAAUCUGGAGAGUCGUACCGCAAACUCUACGAUACAGCUCAAGAUGAUCCAGAGAGUGGUUUCCGCGUGCUUUACAUCGAUCCAGCCCUAGCAAUCCCAAAAGAAGCGAAAUCAAUUGAUCAUACAAUGUUUGAUGAGCCUUUACAGCCGUCAAAUGCUGGUAACAAGCUUGAUACUUUGGCAAAGUCAGGAAUGAUAGACCAGCAGAUUCUUCAAAAGUUUAAAAAAGGCGAAAUAGACGAGAAAGCCAUCAAAGAAAAAUUGAUGCCAUUUGUUGGUGGCUCUGGUGCGAUCGGAGGUGUAUUACACAAAGAGACUGGAAGUAUUUAUUCCUUCACCGAAGCGCUAGAACUUCGCCUAAUCAAGCGAUCCGUAGCAAUAGAGUUUCUUCAAGCUCAAAUUGCUACAGGUGGACUUAUUCAUCCCAAAACUGGAGAAAAAGCAUCAUUACAAAAUGGAAUUUCCUAUAAUUGGGUGCCGAAGAUAUUCGAACACAGCUUACUAGAGGCUGAACGAGCAUAUAAAGGCUUUACUAUUGCCGGCCAUUCAGGUCCUGUCCCGUUAGUUGAGGCUAUCCGGGUUGGCAUCGUUGGUGAAAUGCAAGGCACGCGAUUCUUAGAGGCUCAAGUUUCCACUGGCGGACUGGUCGACCCAGCAUACGGAUAUAGAAUUCCUCUUGAUAUGGCGAAAUCACAGAAUCUCGUUGAUAACAGAGUUAUCGGACUGCUGACACCGGAAUCUCCAGAGCAGAAGGGAUAUGUUGACCCACAAACUGGCGAAAACAAAACGUACGAAGAACUGCUAUCCGCGUGCAUAAAGCGCAACAACAUUCCAUUACUCCAAGUAACAGAUCGUGCGAACCAGAUCACGCAGAAUCAAAUGGUUUUCAUCGGAUAA